Messenger RNA from Apis florea (little honeybee), 4537 nucleotides. RefSeq names its product diaphanous related formin 1 (gene dia). NCBI's taxonomy places the organism in Eukaryota, Metazoa, Arthropoda, Insecta, Hymenoptera, Apidae. Gene Ontology annotation, biological process: actin cytoskeleton organization; actin filament polymerization. Gene Ontology annotation, molecular function: small GTPase binding; actin binding. Gene Ontology annotation, cellular component: actin filament. The record is from RefSeq and is a predicted model, not a curated record.
AAAUAAUACAUGAAGAGUUUAUAAAAGGCAAUAGUGAAUAAUGAUAAAAAUAUUUCUACAAUACCGACGUAGAUAUGGAGAAAAAGUGACAUUUGCAAUUCGUUGUUCAUUGGCGCUGUUGUGCGUGAGUAACGUUUCUUGCAUGCUACUCGGUGUUCCAUUGUCAUAACGGAUGAAAUGAAUAUUUAUCUAUGGAAAGGUCAUUUCAGUUUGCUCGAGAAAUUACAAGUAUUUUUUAUGUGGUUUAAGAAAAACUGUUAAAUUUGGUUAAUUUAAUACAAGUAACGAAUGAAUACAAAUAACAUCGAAUUUGUAAUUAUUAAAACUAUAUGUCUUGACAAAUAAAAUUUUAAGUAAUAUUAGAAAAACAAUGUAUAAUAGAAGGUAACAACCAAAGAAGAUAACUAUGGCCAACAGAAAAGAUAAAUCAUCUACAGGUUUUCUGGACACAUGGUUCGGCCGACCAAAAAAAUCUGGGCGUGGAGGUGGGGUCAGAAGUGGUUUAGGAAACAAUACUAUACCACGACCUCAUUCCGGUGAUGAUUUCAAUGAGAUUGAACAGCAACGUUGUAUCAUCGAAAGAAUGGAUAAAGAAACAGUAAAUGAUAAAUUUGAGGAAAUGUUGGCUAAUAUGAAUUUGACCGAAGAAAAAAAAGAACCAUUACGACAACAAUCGGAAGCAAAGAAAAGAGAGAUGUUGGUUUUGCAUUAUAAAGGUAGCAUUCAGGAAAAUAAAUCAAAAUUUGAUAAACCCGCGGAUUAUAUUCAAUAUUUGGCGCAACCUGAUUUAAGUGUCAACAAAAUCUACAAUUGCAUUGAAUCAUUAAGAAUAGCAUUGACAAAUAAUCCUUUAAGUUGGGUUCAAGAAUUUGGUACAAAAGGAUUGAAACAGGUUUUAGCAACGCUCAACGAGUGCUAUCGAAAUGCCUUCAUAUAUUAUAAUAGUGACAAUCGAUACGAACGUAUACAGUACGAAUGCAUUCGAUGUUUGAAGGCUAUUAUGAAUAAUACCGUUGGUAUAAAGGAGAUGUUGGCUCAUCAGGAAGCACUCACGAUCGUAGCUAGAUCAUUGGAGCCGACAAAACCAUCCGUUAUGUCAGAGGCUGUAAAACUGCUUGGUGCAGUUUGUCUUAUUUCAAGCGACAGUCAUAAAAAAGUUUUGGAUGCGAUUACUAUGAACGGAGAGUUUAAAGGAAGAGAAAGAUUUUUACCUAUUGUACAGGGUCUGAUGAAUAAGAAGAAUGAAAAUCUAAGAGUGGAGUGCCUUCAACUUAUCAAUUCUAUCAUUUCUUCGGCCGAAGAAUUAGACUUUAGAUUGCAUUUACGAAAUGAAAUCAUGCGAGUCGGCUUAGCCGAUAUUUUAGAAACAUUGGAAAAAAAUGAAUCUGAAGAUUUAGCUAGACAUUUGAAAAUUUUCAAUGAUCAUAAAGAGGAAGAUUAUGAAGAAUUUGUACAAAGAUUUGAUCACGUACGAUUGGAAUUGGAUGAUGUAAAUGAUUGUUUUGAAGUAAUAAAAAAUAUGGUAAUGGAAACGUCUGCUGAACCAUAUUUUUUAUCAAUACUUCAACAUCUUUUAUUCGUCAGAGACGAUGCUUUAGUCAGACCGGCCUAUUAUAAACUGAUAGAAGAAUGCGUAUCACAAAUUGUGUUGCACCGUUCAGGCUGUGAUCCGGAUUUUAGUGCAACUAAGCGUUUUCAAAUUGAUGUCCAACCAUUGAUCGAUACAUUGGUUGAAAAAUCACGAGUGGAAGAAGAAAGGCGAUUGGUUGAAGUAUUGCAAAAGUUAGAAGAAGCUAUAGCUAGUAAACAAGAAGCAGAAGCGAAACUUCAACAUGCAGAAAAUAAAAUUAGAGAGUUGGAACAAGGAGGAAUUAAAUCAACCAAUGGUAAUGCGAAAAUUGGUUCAGUCCUCGGUUUGGCUGGAAUUGGUAAUCUUCCACCUCCACCACCUCCGCUUCCGAAUGCAAGUGGAUCAGCAAUAAUAAUAGCACCGCCACCUCCACCACCACCACCUUUACCGGGUUCUGGCGGUCUAUGUCCGCCUCCACCACCACUUCCUGGAUUAGGAGGACCGCCACCACCACCUAUGCCUGGUAUGCUAGCAGGUCCUAAACCUCCACCAAUGCCGCAAUCAGGUCCUCCACCGCCAAUGAUGGGUGGGAUUAAUUCCGCCAUUAACAUGUCACAAUCGCUUCCAUUAGGAUUAAAACAAAAAAAAUGGGAAGUCGAUGCACCGUUGAAGAGAGCAAAUUGGAAAGCAAUUAUGCCACAUAAACUCACCGAAAAAUCAUUUUGGAUAAAAGUGCAAGAGGAUAAGUUGGCUAGUCCCGAAAUACUAAAUGGUUUAAGUCUAAAAUUUGCAUCAAAACCAAGUGGGAAAAAAAUUGAUGACGUUGUCGAUAAAUCAGCUCCAUCAAAGAAAGUGAAAGAUUUAAAAGUUCUUGAUGGAAAAGCUGCUCAAAAUAUUCUUAUACUUCUUAAUGGUACUUUAAAGCAUAUGUCAUAUGAAGAAGUAAAAUCUUGUUUACUCAAAUGUGAAGGACCCGUUAUUUCGGAUAAUAUACUUCAAGGACUGAUACAGUAUUUACCGCCACCCGAUCAAUUAAAAAAACUUCAUUUUUAUAAAGAUCAGUAUGAUGAUUUAACAGAAGCUGAACAGUUUUGUAUUACUAUAUCGACAAUCAAGAGAUUGUUGCCGAGACUGAGAUCAUUAAGUUUCAUGCUGCGAUAUGAAGAAUUAGUACAAGAUGUAAAACCGGACAUAGUGGCAGGCACAGCAGCUUGCGAAGAAGUAAAGGAUAGUAAAAAAUUUGCCAGAAUUCUGGAAUUGAUCCUGUUGCUUGGCAAUUAUAUGAAUUCUGGUUCAAAAAAUGGUCAAGCAUUUGGAUUUGAAAUUAGUUUUCUUACUAAGUUGACUAGCACUAAGGACGUUGAUAACAAACAGACUUUAAUGCAUUAUUUAGUAGAUACAAUAGAACAAAAGUUCUCAGAAUGUCUCACUUUUACAGAAGAACUGGCACACGUAGAUAGAGCAAGUCGAGUUUCGUUAGAAAAUGUACAAAGAACUUUGCGACAAAUGGAUUCUAGUAUUCGAAAUCUCGAACAAGAUUUAUCGAAUGCCAAAAUACCACAAUCCGAUGAAGAUAUGUUUUUACAUGUCAUGGGUCCUUUUGCAAAAAAAGCCCGUGAAUCUUACGAAGUUCUUCAAAAUAUGUUUAAAAAUAUGGACAGCUUAUACACAGAAAUUUCCGAAUUUUUUUCUUUUGAUAAACAGAAAUAUACAAUAGAAGAAUUUUUUGGCGAUAUAAAAACAUUUAAAGAUGAUUUCAUGCAAGCUCAAAAAGAAAUAAUAAAGAUGAGAGAAACAGAAGAAAAGCAAAGAAGAGCGAGAGAGGCGCGAGAAAAAGCAGAGGCAGAGAAAGCAGCUCGAGUAGCAAGGAAAAUAGCACUUGUCGAUAUGAAUGCACAUGAAACUCAGGAAGGUGUUAUGGAUAGCUUAAUGGAAGCUCUUCAAACUGGUUCCGCGUUUAGUCGACCAGAUCAACGUCGGAAACGUCAAAUACGCGCUGCUGGUGCAGAAAGAAGAGCUCAACUUAAUAGAAGUCGAUCGCGUACCGGAUUAGUUGGAACUGGUUUGCUAGGAAGAGAACUUUCAACAGAACUUAUAAGCUCGGCAUAAUCCAUGGAAUAACCUGUUUCCGUCCUAAAUUCAAAACUGUGAUGGAUCGAGUGUUUGUUUUAUCAAUAAAUGAAAUCGGUAAAAAAAAUACAAAUAAUUUGAAAAGCACGCGAACUUUCGAUAUCAAUUUAUUCGGUAUCAGCGAAAGAAAGCUUUGAUUUUUGCGAAUUAUAAUUAAUCUAGCAGUCUUCCUAUUAUUAUGGCUAAUGUGUUUAGAGCAAUUGUUUCGUAGAUAUACGUAACAUGUAUUAAUACAAUGCUAAGCGUUUCAAUGAUAAUGAAAAAAAAACAUUUAAAAAUAACUCGACUAAAUUUUCUAUCAAAUUUUCAACUUCUUAAUUGGUUUUUUACUUUUAUUGAACUAAUUCCAUUAACAGAAAACAUACAUUUUACAACUGUGAAAUAAUAUAUUAUGUAAAUAUGCAUAUACAUAUACAAUAUGCGUACAAUAGAUCUUUUUCUUUGCGUUAAUCCAAAGACGGCUGAUCUUGAGCACGGUGAUCGAUUAGCCUCGUUCGAUUAUGUGAAAACGCAUAUUGGUAAUCGAAUCCUUGUAUUGUCGCGAAACCUUUCAAACCGUGCCAAAUCAAUGAAGCGUCGAAAAAAAAAAUGAAUUAUGCGAUAAUUUUAAGCAUUUUUGCGUAAAAUGUUUAAAUGCGGACCGAUUUGUAAAAAUUCAAAUGAAUUUGAAGAUAUAUUUUGACGCUAUAUUAAAAUAAUGAAAGACCAUUUAUUUUUCGAAUCUCGAGUUCGGCAAUUGUUUAUAUUGUAUGUAUUAACGUCAGAUCUUAAAAUAAUUUGUAUCUAUAUUGUGAAUAUGUGAACUUAGAUAGUAUCAAUACAUUACGAUCAAUACAA